UGUAUGGACUCUGGACAGAUUACGCGCAUGCGCACACGCCCUGGUCAUGUUGACUCGCUAAAACAGAAGUCAACAUGUCCACCGCUGCUGCUCAACAAAACAAUAACGAAGAGCCCGGACUUCACGGUUCUUGGGUGGAGUUAGAGUUGAAUGGAAAUGCAGGAGCGCAGGGCGUGCACACAAGCUUGCAAAUAUCAGCUACUGCAGACCAAAUAAAUGCAAACACCGGCACGAGUCAAACCUUAGAAGUGGUGCCUGAGAUGGAUGAAACCUUAAUCGGAGGACUAGAACAUGUGCCGUCAUCCUCCUCCAUUCAUAAUGGCGACAUGGAGAGGAUCCUCCUGGACGCUCAGCACGAAUCCAGUCCAAGCAAUUCUUCAUGUGAUAGUCCUCACAGGCCACAGAGUCCCAACCAGAAUGAUGAGGGUCAAAUCACUUUUGAUGUGGACAUGUCAAGUCUGAGAGAUGGUCAGUCAGAAGAAGAAGGCACAGACAAAGACAGAGAGGAUGAUAUCCUUAUGAACAAAGAAGUCGACUGGGUUGCUGAUUGGUCCAGCAGACCAGAAAACAUUCCACCCAAGGAAUUCCAUUUCAGGCACCCCCGACGCGCAGUAUCCCUUAGUAUGAGAAAAAGUGGAGUUAUGAAGAAAGGCGGCGUAUUCUCUUCUGAAUUCCUCAAAGUUUUCAUCCCGUCGCUUCUCAUUUCACACAUCCUCGCCCUCGGAAUCGGGGUGUACAUUGGGAAAAGAAUCGCCACAGCCUCUGCCAGCUCUUACUGAGUAGAGAAUGAGUGGUGCCUGGGUGUCCUCCUGUCUUUCAAGCAGCCUAUUAUUACAUGUUUCUCUGCAGUCAGCGUGCACCCACAUUUACCCUCCUGAUCCAUGUUAGAUUGUGUCACAUUGUAAGUGUAUGUAUGCACACAUGUUGUAAUGUGGUCACUCCUCAUCUUGACCCAAGUAAGUUGACUUGUAACCACUCGAUAACAACUCUUGUUCAAGAUGAAAACUCUUAAGUCAUCAUGUUUCGGUACCAAUACAAAUGUGACAAGGAUUUGGCCUCUGUAGGGGCGGCAUGGCUUAGUGGUAGAGCGGUCGUUUCCCAACAUAGAUGUCGGUGGUUUGAACCCUGGCAUUUGCAACCAUGUCAAAGUGUCCUUGAACAAGAGAGUGAACCCCAGUUGCUCCUGAUACUGCGUCAUCAGUAGGUGAAUGUGGUAACAGUGUAAAGUGCUUUGAGUACCCGAGGUAGAAAAGUGCUAUAUGAGAGACAGCCUAGUUACCAUCCAGUGGGGUUUUGGUUUGGGGAUGUAUCGUCAAAAUUACACUCCUUAUUUUUUAUCGGUUUUUCACCAGACAAUCUGGCCCUGAAGCUGAGUCGCCUUACUACUCUUUAAUUCACCAGGGUUAUGAACCAAAAAAUAUGCGCCAUAUCCGAAAUACUAAAA
Hippocampus comes (tiger tail seahorse) is the source of this 1444-nucleotide messenger RNA. RefSeq names its product BCL2 interacting protein 3 like a (gene bnip3la). The record is from RefSeq and is a predicted model, not a curated record. The transcript has 6 exons. Gene Ontology annotation, cellular component: nucleus; endoplasmic reticulum; mitochondrial envelope. The coding region runs from base 75 to 779 and encodes 234 amino acids. Lineage: Eukaryota; Metazoa; Chordata; Actinopteri; Syngnathiformes; Syngnathidae. Gene Ontology annotation, biological process: mitochondrial outer membrane permeabilization; defense response to virus; positive regulation of apoptotic process.